Molecule: messenger RNA, 495 nt
Organism: Salvia hispanica
Lineage: Eukaryota; Viridiplantae; Streptophyta; Magnoliopsida; Lamiales; Lamiaceae
Source: RefSeq, a predicted model, not a curated record
AUGUCUCAUUACGAUGAUCAAAUGAAAAACCAUUCAGACAGAUUCAAAUAUCUGAAGAAGAUCACUAAAAUCCUCCUCCCACUCUCUCUUCUCACUCUCUUCAUCUCUCACUCCUCUCUCACAUCUCUCUUUCUCCAAUCCUAUGAUUAUCUCAACUCCAACUUCAACUUCAAAUUCAAGCUCUUCACCUACACAACUGAGAGGAACUGCAUCUUCCUCUUAUGCAAUGGGAUUCUUGUUUUCAUCAUACAAUCAUCCGGCCUCAUUAGCAAGAUCACCGGCUCGAGAACUCGGGCUGAGAAAAAAGUAGAUAUUCUUGAAGAAAAAAUCAACCUUGAUGCAGAUUUAGUUGAAGAAGAUCUGCACAUGGAGAAAUGGGAUAAACGUGAUGAUUAUGAUGAUGAAGAAGACGAUGAAGGGAUUGAUAGAGAAGAGUUGAAGAGGAAAUGUGAAGAUUUUAUCAAGAAAGUGAAGAUGGAAAUUCAAAGUGCAUGA